Clunio marinus is the source of this 1837-nucleotide messenger RNA. NCBI's taxonomy places the organism in Eukaryota, Metazoa, Arthropoda, Insecta, Diptera, Chironomidae. The record is from the annotation of a GenBank genome assembly.
AUGUACUGUUGGGUAAUUCUUCAAGUACUUUUCCUAAUUUCUAGUGUUAUAUCAGCUCCAGUUGAAGAGAAUUCAUUAAUUAACAUCAUACAAAGUGAUAAUCGUACCGUACAGUUACGCGAACAUAAAUUUAUAGCCGAAUGUCAAAAGAAAAAUGAAUUCUCGAAUUCUCUUUGCUUUGCUAUGUAUGAAUUAGCUUUAUCAUUUGAUUCUGAAAAAUUGGAGUUUAUUAGAGGAAAAAAUGCUACUUACGUAGAUGGAAAAUUCUGUGAAGCAUUGUCAAAUGUCCUUCCCGAUACACCUCGAACUGAUGCUGCAAAAGCUAUUAAAGACCAAGCAAUUUGGUUCAAGGACAUAUUGAAGAAAGACAAUGGUGAAGCAACUUGUAAUGAUCGAUGCUUCUACAAUGAUCCAGAGUCAUAUGAAACAAAAUUACUUCCUGUAUGUCGUUUCCUUUUUAAUCAGUACACGUAUUUAGAUGGGUUAAGUAAUGACAAAGCCCAACAAGUUAUCAACAUUAAACCUGACGUUAUUGGUGAAGUAAUCACUACCAAAGUUGACAAAUUAGCUGGCAGGGCUAAUGUGCCAUCAUUUGUUAAAAUCAGCACUUCAAGAAAUGUUGGAGCUCUAAGAAAAGAAGAUACGUCAUCAAAUUUGAGUGCUAAUCAAGAUGCUGCUGAUCAACCAAUACCAACUUCAAACCCUACAACACCAUCAACAACAGUUCCAAUUGUACCUGCUGCUGAUAUCGCGAAAAAUCUUUCAAAAGUUUCCGAAGAAAAAUCUGAAAUGAAAAAUAUUGAUAAAGUGAUAAAAUCAGGUAAUGAUAGUAAUAGUGAUGAAAUUGGAGGUGUCAAUGACAGUAAGAAGUCUAAUGAAGCUACAAACAUCAAUAAUGAAGGUCAAGGAGAAGUAAACGAAGCAAAGAAAGCUGUUGAAGAAGUGAACAUCAAUGAUGGUGAGAAUCUUGAAGAUGGAGAAAUUAAGCAAACCUUUGAAGUCGCUUCUGAUAAUCCAAUGGAGAAAGAUCAAGAUCCUUUUAUGCAAAACGAAAUUGAUCCUGAUGAAGAGUACGAAGAUGAUUCGAUGGCAAGAAACAAUAAUAAACUUACUGCUGAUAAAAUGCCCCAGGAGGAAUUAAAUGAGAUAGUGGAAGAUGAAGUUCCUCAUAAAAAUUACGAAACUGUCGAGUUUAAAGAAGAUCCAGACUCAAACUUCUUCACGUAUCUUUGCGGUCUCAUGUUCCUUUGCGUACUUCUUUACAUUCUUCAUCAAAAUCGACAUAAACUGAUGGCUUUAUGUCUCGAAGGACGACGUGGUCGUCGAAGUCGUGACAGAUCUAGAAGUGGAUCAAAGGCUGCUUAUAGCAAAUUAGACUGUAACUUAGAAGAAGCCAUCACAAGUAAGAAAAGUCUGAGUGGAAAGUCAAUGGACAUUAUUUAUUAGAACUUAAAUGUUAAAUAUCCGCUUAGCUUCAAAAAUGAUUCAUUGAUUGAAACUUUAUUUUAUACUUAGUUGAUGAUCUGGCCAGUGUUUGUGACAACAGAUUUGAUUGAAAAUAUAUUCACGUGAUAAUAAUUUUCUUGUUUUUAUUUUUCAAACGAAAAAUUCUUCGAUAAAGCAAUGCAACUUGACAUUGAAUAGAAAUUGAUUAAAUUUAAGAGAGUUGAACAUGCACAAAAGUUCAUUUUCGUAAGCAUUUAGUAUGAGUCAUGAAAACAUUGUUUUUAUCAAUUCAUUACUUAAUUAACAUUCAUUGACAUGAAUUCAUAAAAGUAUUUCAAUGAGAGCUUAAAGCUGAAUAAAUAUUAAGAAAUAAAUUCAAUUUAAAGCAUCG